AUGCCUCUUUCCGAAGCGGAACUGGGCGGGGCGUGCACGGACUCGGUUUUUUCGGUUGGCCCCGAAGCUUCUUCUGCAAAUGUCUUGACAAAUGGAGCAGAGCCAGCAGAACCAUCGCCAUCCAAUGCAACGAUGCUUGCCGGCCACGAGCAGAUCUUUGCAUCGGAAAUGUCGUCCCUGGCUUCGUGUACCAGGCGAUCAGAGGAUCUGCUCGCUGAUCUGGCACCCGAGCUGGUGCGCGGAGCCCGUCUCAGCAAUAUCCUGAGGCGCUUCGGGAGGGAAUGGUGUCUGUCGGAUAAAUCCGAAGCAUUGAUGUGGAGGCCAGCAUUAUCCACGCAAACGCAGCACUUCAGGUACUUCUUCAGCCAUGAUUGGCAAACCUCGAGGUGGAUCAAGUACCUGUCGUUGAUAAUCUAUUUCAAUAGCGAUGCAGCAGCAAUUUCCUCGUCCCUGUUGAGUGUUGCACUGGGCAUAGUCGGUGGAUGGAGAGAAGAUAUGCCGGAUGGAUGGAUCUUGCCGCGGACUGGUUGGUGGACGGUUGUGGCACAUGUGGUCGGAAUUCUGGUUCUCUUGUUCUGGCAGCACCUGCGUGAGUUGAUUCUUUUGGUCCCGGGUUUUGCCCGCCUGGGUGUCAGCGGUCCUGGGUUAGGAUUUCUUGAUCGGUUGUGCAUACCUCAAGAUGACCCGCAGAAGAAAACUCAGUGUGUCUAUGGCCUGGCCUCCAUCUUGAACAAGUCCGAUGACCUCAUUGUUCUCUGGUCUCCGAAAUACUUUAGCAGGCUGUGGUGCACGUAUGAGAUUGCAAGCUUCCUGAUGAGGCGCAAGGAAGCCCAUCGAAUCAAGUUCGUGCCAGUGCAAAUUUCGGUCAUAUGGAUCCUCACCUAUAUUGCUGUGUCUACCACGUGGCUCACGCUCCUGCUUGCACAACGGUUUGGGCACUACCUGUUUCAGUGGCACACGCUUAGCGGGAAGAUGAAUUUGGGCUUGGUCGUGGCAGUGCAGAUUUGUGUGCUUUACCCGCCCUUGUUCUAUCUUUUGAAUCAGAUGAUGUCCGACCUUGUGCAGUUGCCCAGAGUCUUGCAUGAUUUUGAUAUACGCACAGCCCAAUGCUUCUGCUGCUCCACUGACCAUCGGCACCCUUCCACUGGAGCAGAACUGGAUUGCGACCGGCAACUCAUUUAUGGCGUGCUGCGGAUGUGGUCCGGAUCUCGUGCGGAUGCUGGAGAUGUGGAGCUGAUUCAAGCAGUGUUCAAGGGCCACCUGGAGAAGCACUUGAUACCUUCGGUUGAGCAGAGAAUUUCACGCAAUGGCAUGCUGAUGCGCCCAUUGAUUUCAGCCGCUGCAAUCGGUGCCUUUCCCUUCUUUUCUGACUUCAUUGCGAGAGAGGCGGUCAUGCUGUUUCACCACGGCUGGCUAAGCACAUACACCAAUUUAGGCUUGGGUCUCUACUUCCUUUUUUACAUGCCAGUCUUCAUCCGCUGUCUUCUGCUACUGGGAAAAGUGGGUAGUCGGCGGUGGAAAGGGUCCUGCUGCAAGUGCCUGGUAGUCGCUUGCCAGGCACUUUUUAUGUUCCUGGUCAGUGUGGUGGUAGUCGUGGGCUAUUCUCUCUCCAACGCAUUCUCCCCGCGGGAUGUUUGGACAUCACCUUUGCAUCCGAUGCCCAUGUAUUUGCUUGGCGUGAUGGUGAUUUCGGGUUCGGUCAUUGCUCUGCCUCUCGUACCCUGUUGCAGAAGGUCAGUCAUGAUCGGGGGCACACCGAGGCAGGGCCAGAAUAAGUCGGUGGCAACCGAUGUGCCACUGGAGGCCGAGAAAGGGCCGGAGCGGCGGAAAGAUCAGGUCUUUGACUCUGCAGAUAUUGUCUGGGAGGAGUCUUUCUUCGGGAUUUGA
This is a messenger RNA of Symbiodinium sp. CCMP2592, 1887 nucleotides long. The record is from the annotation of a GenBank genome assembly. NCBI's taxonomy places the organism in Eukaryota, Dinophyceae, Suessiales, Symbiodiniaceae.